This is a messenger RNA of Cercospora beticola, 762 nucleotides long. RefSeq lists its product as uncharacterized. NCBI's taxonomy places the organism in Eukaryota, Fungi, Ascomycota, Dothideomycetes, Mycosphaerellales, Mycosphaerellaceae. The record is from RefSeq and is a predicted model, not a curated record.
AAGCUAAAAUCUUAUCUUCAUUGCAGUUCCUCGUAUACUUCGAAAACUCCUGGCUGAACAUUCCUUCUCGACCAACCCCCAAUCACCAGAAACAUGCCUUCCACCACAAUUUCACAACAAGGCGUCGACCCGGCUGCUACUGGCAACGUCAUUCGUGUUGCACUCGCAGUUGAGUCCGCCCUCACAGUCGGCAUGGGUGCCUACUACAUCUUUCUCCCUCGGCAUUUCCUGGCCCAAACGAUGGGUGCAGCUGCCUCUCAAGUCACAACAGCAGCAAUACAAGCCGCUCAGCAAUAUGGCGCCACUAUCGCAUUCGUCGGGGCUAUUGUGGGCCUUCAUUUUCCCAAUACCAAGCUCGCAAUCGAAUCUCGCCAGCCACUCUAUCGCGCGGUCCUUGGCUUUGAGGUCUUGUUCGUUCCACUACUGGCAUGGCAGGCCUACGCGAUGGAAGGAGGAAUGUCAAAGAAUGCGUUGCUGGGUAUAGCUGGACAGAUCGUGCCUUUCAUGGUCUGGAGGGUUUUCACGCUUGGAUGGAAGCCUGAGUGGUUCGGACGUUACUUGGAAGCAAGGAAGUUGGACUGACGCAGAGGAGCCAGCCCUCAUUACGCAUGCAUCUAUGCUGGCACAUUUCUCAUGUAUCUCUCAUCCCUGCAUUCACCACAAUGAGCAACCUGAAGCUUCUUCAAUAAAUCACGAAUUUCCUAAAGUGGGGGAGUGUUAGCAUAGAGAGUGCUUGCAUAUUCCUCAGGAUAUCUUCCGCCA